Ricinus communis (castor bean) is the source of this 588-nucleotide messenger RNA. Its product is annotated as cypmaclein. The record is from RefSeq and is a predicted model, not a curated record. The transcript has 3 exons. Lineage: Eukaryota; Viridiplantae; Streptophyta; Magnoliopsida; Malpighiales; Euphorbiaceae. The coding region runs from base 99 to 371 and encodes 90 amino acids.
CUUGGGUUGGGUUACCUUUGUACUACAUACCCAUCUCUUUCUCUUUCUCUUUCUCUUUUGUUUUGAGGUGUUUUUCUGUAUCCUGAGAGAUCUGAAAAAUGGCCAAUGCCAAGACUAUACUUAUCUUUGCAAUUCUCUGUAUCCUCUUAAUGCAUGAGCUCCAGCCCAUUGCAGAAGCACAAGAAAUAGAUUGCAAGUCGAAAUGUGAAUACAGGUGCAGCAAGGCAUCAAGGCAUAAGAUGUGCAUAAGGGCAUGCAACAGUUGCUGUGAGAGGUGCCAUUGCGUCCCACCAGGUACUUCUGGCAAUCGAGACGUCUGCCCUUGCUAUGCCCACUUGAAAACCCAUGGUGGCAGGCUCAAGUGCCCUUGAAAUAAUUUACACUCCACAUGGAUCUAUAUCUAUACACACAACUACUAUGGCAAUAAUGCAGGUUUUUGACCUAAUUAUGCAUGCAGGACCAUGACUUUUGAGUGCUGUAACUUUUCCAAGAUUGGAAUAGUUUUGUAAAUCUUGGAAAAAGGAAAAGAAUUGAUAUUUAUAUAUUAUCUAAAUUAUUUAUAAUAUAAGAUGAAUUGUGUCUGCUCAA